Phytophthora nicotianae INRA-310 is the source of this 1338-nucleotide messenger RNA. RefSeq lists its product as hypothetical. Lineage: Eukaryota; Oomycota; Peronosporomycetes; Peronosporales; Peronosporaceae. Gene Ontology annotation, cellular component: outer membrane-bounded periplasmic space. The transcript has a single exon. The record is from RefSeq and is a predicted model, not a curated record. Bases 4 to 1203 code for a protein of 399 amino acids.
GCAAUGCUGAUGCUCCUUCAAAAAGUGUACCGUAUCCGGCCAUUUCCCCAAUCGCCCGACCAGACGCGCGUAGCCACCAUGACUUCGGUGAACUCGAUACCCCUCACGCCGCCGCCUCAGCACGAGCACGAAAGCGAGACGCCGUACAAGGGCACCCCCGUGUGGAACGUCAAGGCCACUAUCGUCAAGUAUCGUGUGGCUCUGGCCGCUGUACUGCUUGUGCUCAUCGUGGUGAUCGUGUUGGCAGCCUGCGGCGUCUUCUCGUCCUCAUCGGACGAUUCCUCCUCCUCUUCUAGUGCCUCUACCACCACAGGUAACGUGACCAUCUACCACGCCGGCUCCCUGGUCGGCCUCAUGGACGACAAGCUUGCUCCGGCCUUCACCGCCGCCACGGGCAUCUCCACGUCGCUAGUGGCUAAAGGCUCCGUUAAACUGGCCAACCUCAUCAUCAACGGUAGCCAAUCCGACGUCUUCAUCAGUGCCGACGCCUCCGUCAACUCGGAGCUGCUCAUGGGCGAUGCCAACGACAAUUUGAUCUCCUGGUAUAUCACCUUUGGAGAGACAUCAGUUGGCAUCGGCUAUUACCCUCAGUCGCCCUAUGCCGACGUGUUCGCUGCCGUCCAGAAUGGCUCGCUGCUCUGGUACGAAGCGUUACUUCAGAACCCCGACAUGAAACUCGGACGUACAGACCCAGAUGCUGACCCCAAGGGCUACCGUACCGUCAUGAUGUUCGAACUGGCCGAGGAAUACUACAAUACCAGUGGACUGAUUUCUAGUAUCUUGGGUAACGCGACUAACCGCGACCAGAUCUUCUCAGAGGAGAAUCUGGAGACGUAUCUGUCGUCCGGAGACCUGGAUGUAGGCUUCUUCUACGCCGUCGAGGCAGGCAGCUUGAGCAACAUCGACUUCAUUACGCUGCCUGAGGAGAUUAACAUGGGAAAUCCGGCCCUUGACGACGUAUAUGCGACCGUGUCGUACACUAACUCCGAGACGGGGACGGUCUACAAUGGAUCGGCGUCGAUCUACACUGUAACUAUUCUUAAUAACGCGACGCAUAUGUCGGAGGCGGAAGAGUUUGUGGCGUAUUUGUUGUCGUCCGACGGACAAGCGAUACUCACUGAGCAAGGGAUGGAGGCGGCCAAUCUUACAGCUUACGGCGACACGUCGGCUAUUCCCUCGGCGAUUGCGACGUAUCUGUCGUGAUGAAAGUAUUUGGGCAGCUUAAGGCAGAUUUGUGUUGAAAAGGACAAGCAAGAGCCGAGUGAAUGAAUGAUCGAAAUGGCGGUCUUGAUUGGUACUUAUUGAUACUUACAACGGUUUACUGUACAUGGUUUGGAU